Malania oleifera is the source of this 812-nucleotide messenger RNA. RefSeq lists its product as uncharacterized. Lineage: Eukaryota; Viridiplantae; Streptophyta; Magnoliopsida; Santalales; Ximeniaceae. The coding region runs from base 24 to 587 and encodes 187 amino acids. The record is from RefSeq and is a predicted model, not a curated record. The transcript has 2 exons.
UCAACUUUCCGGGGAAAAACAUCAUGGGAAACUUCAGAAACUUUACAAUCAAGAGUCGUGAUCAAGAAGCUCCAAAGAAAAAUCCUUGCCCACGAAUGCCAGACAGAAGAACUCAUUACUGUAAGUGGCACUGGCAGCGCUGCGUGUCUCAAUGGGAAAAGAAUUUCUGCUUGCGGGUGGGUUUAAUUCCCUGGAAAAAGGUUUUGGAAUCCAAGAAACUUAUAACCUACUUUGAAAAAAUCGCAAAUUGGAAAGACUCCGGCGCAGAGGAGGCAUUCCGAAAUGCAAAAACCAGAUAUUGGGCACAGAUCAAUGGUCACCCCUGUCCCUGCCAAAUUUCCGUGCCAGACCCAGACAUCUACAUUGAUGAAAUCAACUGGGAUUCGGAAAUAGUCGAUUUCGAGCUGUUAUCGAGUCUGGGAAAGGCGAUCGAUGAGCACGAAGACGAAGAAGAAGAAGAAAAGUUCGAAGCGGAUAAAUAUUCCCACCUCUUGCUUGAUCAGAAAAUUGAGCCUACAGGGUGGGAUGAUGUUUAUGAUUUCGCAGGACCUCCGGUACUAACUGGUCUCGUCGUCGGAGAGGAUUAGACGUAACCAUGAAUGAUUAAUUUCAUCCGUUCCAUUGGGUGUCAUUUUUUUAUUUUUUAUUUUUUUGCUCUGUUUUUAGUUGCAGAGUUUAGACGUGGAUACAUUGGAGGGAAAUCUGCUGCGGAAUUUAAAUAAUUAAACUUAACUCCAAUUAUAUAUUUUACUUGGCUUUUCAUUAUUACUAUUUUUUAAACUAUUUUAGUCCAUAUAUGUUUUCUAUUAAUA